Molecule: messenger RNA, 1596 nt
Organism: Exophiala spinifera
Lineage: Eukaryota; Fungi; Ascomycota; Eurotiomycetes; Chaetothyriales; Herpotrichiellaceae
Exons: 2
Coding region: 1-1596 (531 amino acids)
Source: RefSeq, a predicted model, not a curated record
AUGGAUGCAAGCGUUGUCGCAAAAGUCAAAGAGUGGAUAGGCCAUUGCUUGACAACGCACUUGGCGUGCCGCGCACUCGUCCCAAGGCAGGUGAGGUAUCCAACGAGACUUCUCGAUGUUCGAGCGUGGCAUCAGACGGGGAUCCUCAACAUCAUUCAGGUCCCAAAGGGCUUUGACUCGGACUAUGUGGCACUAAGCUAUUGCUGGGGGAAGAAGGAUGAUUGGUGGAUCCAAUACGUGGAAGCAUCCCAGCAAGGCGGAUGGGAAAUCGAGGGUGACAAGAUGCCACAAACAUACCAGGAUGCCGUUGCGGCCUGCAUCGCGCUGGGCUACUCAUAUCUCUGGGUCGACUGUCUCUGCAUAAAGCAGGGUGACAUGGACGAUUGGCUGACGGAAAGCGCCAAAAUGAGCGACGUCUACACCAACGCCAUUCUGGUUAUCUCGGCAAGUGACGCCGUCAGUUGCGGAGCAGGGUUUCUCCAGGAUCGGCCGCCUCUACAACGUGAUGGCGCAGUAAUGCACAUCCUCGAUGAUGACGGAACCGUUGGCCUCGCGCGUCUUUGUCCCCCGAAUACCGAUUUUCAAACGCUCGUCGGCGAUGGCCCGGUUGCUCAGAGGGCAUGGUGUCUCCAAGAGCGGCAGCUGGCGCCACGCGUGCUCCAUAUCUGCCAAGCCGAGGUCUUUUUCGAGUGUGUUCGAUGUCGCCGGUACGAGAGCGAGAAAAUUCCCGGCGCGGAGUUUGAUACUUCAGAUGAGAGCGGCUACCACUUCAACAUUCCGGAUCGGAAUUUCCACAGCGAGGCAAAAGGCAAGCCUCCUGGAAAUGUCGUUGACGUACUCUCGUGGUUUGUCAUCGUUCAGGACUAUGCGAACCGGAGUCUUUUCGAUGCCGGAGACAAGUUGAUUGCGAUAGCAGGACUCGCCAGACGCGCCCACGACAUCAUCAAAGGUGAUUACUUGGCGGGUAUUUGGAGGAAAUACGUCCAUUUCGGGCUUGCCUGGAUGGUAGAGAACACGGCUAUCGCGACGAGGGCUCCGGAAUCACCGUACCGUGCUCCCUCAUGGUCCUGGGCCAGCAUGGACGGCCCUGUCACUUGGAAAGACCUCGGCCAUGAUAUGAUCGCAAAAAGCGAUUACGUCAAGACUGCCAUGGAUAUCAUGGACACAACAGUAAGGCUGGCUGCGUCCGAUCCGUUCGGCGCAGUUCUACAUGCGGAACUCAUCGUCUCCGGCCAGCUGAGAACAGCAUCGUCGGAUAUGCUUCUGCAUAAUGAAGUCCUCCAUUAUCAAAUUUGGGAACGCGAAAGUCGCUAUUGGCCUCCGUCCAUAAGGGGCUGGUAUCUAGAAGAUGAAAAACGGCCCUGGAAGAACGAAGAGAGAAUAUGUCUGAACAUCAUGACUAGAGAGGUGUUCGGCAAUAGUGAAGAGCUGGUACAUACCGUCCUUCUACUAGAAAUCGCCCAAGGCCCCAACAGUGACGGUGCUCAUGGAGACGGCCUGGACAAUAUCAAAACAUAUAAGAGAGUCGGUUAUGGUGAAAUAAUGGCUGCCGACUUCUUUGAUGAUUGCCCUGCACAAAGACUUAGGUUGGUAUAA